AUGUGCAAGCAGGUGGAGCCAAGAGCUGUCAUGUCCAUGCUGAACGACUUGUACAGCCGAUACGACAGGAUGCUAGACCAGUACGGUGUCUUCAAGGUUGAGACUAUCGGCGACUGCUAUUUCGUGGCUGGAGGCCUUAUGCAUGAGGACGAGGAUGGCAUGGUGGCAGCCAUGCUGGAGGCCGCCAAGCAAGUGGCCCUCCCCACCAACGGCGAGCCCGUACAGAUCCGCAUUGGUAUCGCCACGGGCCCCGUGGUCAGCGGAGUGGUGGGGCAGCGGAUGCCCAGGUUCUGCCUCUUCGGCGACACGGUCAACACCGCCAGCCGCAUGGAGAGCACCGGGGUCCCGGGGGCAAUACACGUCAGCCAGUCCACGUACGAACUGCUGAAGGAUGAGGCCUGGCUGCCCACAGGGGGCAUCGAGGUGAAAGGCAAGGGGCUGAUGCAGGUAUGUACGGGUAUGUACGGGUAUGUACGGCAAGGGAAGGGAAGGGUCCCGCCGGUCAGACGGUGCUGGUGA
Volvox carteri f. nagariensis is the source of this 519-nucleotide messenger RNA. RefSeq names its product guanylyl and adenylyl cyclase family member (gene cyc26). Gene Ontology annotation, molecular function: peptide receptor activity; guanylate cyclase activity. The record is from RefSeq and is a predicted model, not a curated record. Gene Ontology annotation, biological process: cGMP biosynthetic process; receptor guanylyl cyclase signaling pathway; intracellular signal transduction. The transcript has 4 exons. The coding region runs from base 1 to 519 and encodes 172 amino acids. Lineage: Eukaryota; Viridiplantae; Chlorophyta; Chlorophyceae; Chlamydomonadales; Volvocaceae.